Molecule: messenger RNA, 1590 nt
Organism: Desarmillaria tabescens
Lineage: Eukaryota; Fungi; Basidiomycota; Agaricomycetes; Agaricales; Physalacriaceae
Exons: 10
Coding region: 1-1590 (529 amino acids)
Source: RefSeq, a predicted model, not a curated record
AUGGAAUUACCUCAAAUAGGUGCCCGUAUUAGCCUCUCCGGACACAUAGGAAGCAUCCGUUUCGUCGGACCUGUCCACGGCACAAAAGGUACGUGGCUGGGUAUCGAAUGGGAUAACCCGGAGCGCGGAAAACACGAUGGUGUUAGAGAUGGGACGCGAUACUUCUUAUGUCGGGUACCUAAUUCUGGCUCGUUCAUCUGCCCAUCAUCAAAUGUAUCAUACGGGCGAUCUUUCUUGGAGUCACUGCAGUCCAAGUAUAUUGAACUCCCACACGGAUCUGAGUCCACGGAGAAAGUGAUUCUUGGCUCAUCUCACGGGGCUAUCGAGAUAGAAGCUGUAAAUCUCGAUAAAAUUAGGCAAAAGUUCUCGAACCUGGAGAGACUCCGGGAAAUCAGCCUUGACAAUGAACUUGUCUGCAAGGGCGACGAACCCGGCGUCAUCAAUAAGACUUGCCCCAACGUGCGCGGGCUAGAUCUUUCGAUGAGCCUUAUUCCCUCUUGGGACGUGGUUGCCAGCGUUACUACAGAGCUCCCAGCGCUUACAAGACUGGUCCUGAAUCGGAACCGACUUGACAGCCCGAGAGAUACCGCCAAAAUGUCGCCAGCCUUCAUGAGAGUGACAGAUCUCCAACUGAAUGACACGCUCACAUCCUGGAAUCAAUUGCUCGAGAUCAUCCGCUUUAUGCCGAGACUCCAGCAGGUUGAGAUGGGCUACAACCGUCUCAAGCGUCUCUCCAAGGGCCUGGGAACUGUUUCUCCCACUGCCACAAUACAGAGUAUCAAUCUCGAUAGCAAUUCAUUAAGCGACUGGAUUCAUAUCAUGGAAUCCCUUGGCUCUUCGUGUACUUUAUUGACCACCGUCAUCCUAACUUCGAAUGAUAUCAAGGAAAUACCGUUCCCCACUGAGCAUCAAUCUCGAUUACCAGCGAUCAGAUCUGUUUCAUUGUCUGCAAAUGGACUGAGGUCAUGGCGAGAUAUUGACGCGCUCGCCGCUUGGUGUCCCGGCCUAGAGACGCUGUACAUACGCGGUAACCCGCUCGUUCAAGAAACCGAUCAGGCAAGGUACUCCCGUCAAUUCAUCAUCGCAAAGAUCCCUUCCCUCGUGGCUUUGGAUGCAACGGCGAUAUCCUCUAAGGAACGGACUGAUUGCGAGCUCUUUUACUUGUCGCAUAUUUCGCACGAUGACGCAGGCUCCGAGGAAGAGCUCAUCAGAAAGCAUCCUCAAUGGAAUAAUCUUCGAGCUAGUACCCCAUCGACUUCAUCAGAACAUGGUUUACUGGGAGAGGCACCAACACAGCCUCAGGACAAGACUGACCGCUUGAGAAAACAUCUGAUAGAACUGAAUGCCUAUCGAACCAUGAGUCCAACCAUCGACCUCGCCCAACUACUCGAGACUCAGCCCAUGAAGAUCAAAGUUUUGCCAUCCAUGGCGCUUCGCAUCCUACGGCAAAAGCUGUGCAGAUGUUGCCAUAUGGAUGAUAUGCGAGAUAACUCCGUCGUGGAACUCGAAGUCGACCGCGACAAGCAGGACAUUGCUUGGUUGGGAUUCGACCAUGGCUCGUCCAUUGUGUUUUACAUCAACGUAUCGUAG